This is a messenger RNA of Fulvia fulva, 705 nucleotides long. RefSeq lists its product as uncharacterized. The record is from RefSeq and is a predicted model, not a curated record. NCBI's taxonomy places the organism in Eukaryota, Fungi, Ascomycota, Dothideomycetes, Mycosphaerellales, Mycosphaerellaceae. The coding region runs from base 1 to 705 and encodes 234 amino acids. The transcript is spliced from 2 exons.
AUGGCGGGCGGUCAAGGAGCCUCGAAGCGUGCCAACAUCAAAAGAGCCAAGCAAAAGCAGGCAUACAAGAAGGCUUUGAGGGCUCGCCAGAAGUUCGAGGCCUCACUGCCGAGAGUGUCAGAGGACGAUCUCCUAGCUUUUCAAUUCAAGCACUUCGGCGAUGACACUGCACCGGAGAACUGGUUCAUCGACAAGGAGACUGCCAUUAAGGGACCUCUUCUUGACGACGAGCUUGGCUACUACGACGAUGGUGUGAAGCGAACCCUUACCGACGAACAGAUCGCGAUCUUUCGCAGGACCGAGUUGUGGCAGAUGAAGCAAGAGCAGAAGGAAGAAGGAGCCGAAGAUGAAGAUGAAGAAGAAGAGGGAGAAGACAAGGCAGAGCGCGCGAUGUCGCCAGUAUCUGAUGUCUCGAGUUUGGAGGAUGACUUGCUUGCUUACGCUACGGUGAAGCGAAAAGAGCAUCUUUCACCGCCGAAGCAACCAGCUCGAAGAACCUCCAGCAACUCGCGCAGCGACACGACCGCAUCAUCUGCGACACGAAAGAGACAAAGGGAAGAGGAGGUACCAUACGAUCGACGACACAAGCGCAAAUGGGAGGCCUAUGUCGGAGAUGUCGACCCUGAGCAUGGCUCGCUUACACAACGCCGAAUGGCCCGCGAGAUGGAUGACCAACAAACUGAGCCUGUUGAUCUGGACUACUAG